Messenger RNA from Ostertagia ostertagi, 753 nucleotides. NCBI's taxonomy places the organism in Eukaryota, Metazoa, Nematoda, Chromadorea, Rhabditida, Trichostrongylidae. The record is from the annotation of a GenBank genome assembly.
AUGAUCUAUCUUACACGUGUCGAGCAUUUUAAUGCUGCCCACAGGCUGGUUAAUCCUAACUGGAGUGACGAAAAGAAUGUGGAGGUUUUUGGGAAAUGCUCUAAUGCAAACUGGCACGGACAUAAUUACGAAUUACACCUGACCAUUAAAGGCGAUCCGAAUCCUGAUACCGGUUUUGUGUUUAAUGCCAAAACGCUGGGCGACCUCAUUAAAGAUGUGGUUGUGGAAAAAGUGGAUCACCGCAACCUGAAUGUGGAUGUGGAUUUCAUGCAGGGAAAAUUUACCAGUGCCGAAAAUUUUGCCAUUGGUAUCUGGAAUGAGCUGGACCCGCAUGUAAAGGCUGCCGGUUAUGAUGAUGCGAAGGCGGCGCUAUUGGAAGCAAUUCUGGAAGCAUUUAAAAAACACAAGAAAAUUGGCCACUUGGUUAAAGAUGAGACUAUAAAGAUGUUGAAAUCUGUAAAACAGUUAUAUGAAUGGCAAUCCACCCAAAAUGGUGAACCUAAGGAAAUAGGAGAGCUUGAGCUAAUAGCCGUGGGUGAAACAGAUGAAGAUAAUGGUAAAGCCAAGGAGUGGACAACAGGGCAAAUGCGACUUUGGUUGAACACUGAGCCAAAACUUUCAGAUCUUUCUUUAUUUGCUAAUCUUGCAUCUGAUGCAGCUUUGGAUUUCUUUAUUAUCUCUGCUUGCGUGUAUUGUGUUGAUAGUCUACCACAAAGCGCAAUGAUUUCUCAAUAUACACAACCAUUUGCCCAG